AUGACCAAGGGAACGCAAUCCUUCGGUAAACGACACGGAAAGAGUCACGGUCUCUGCCGUCGAUGCGGUAACCGCUCAUACCACCUGCAAAAGGCAACCUGCGCAUCAUGUGGAUACCCAGCUGCCAAGACUCGCAAGUACGAGUGGUCUGAGAAGGCAAAGCGACGCAAGACAACCGGCACCGGCCGUAUGUCACACCUCACAAAAGUCCACCGACGAUUCGCCCAUGGAUUCCGUACAGGUGUUGCUGUACGCAAGACGGCGGCUGCUUCUGCUUAG
Molecule: messenger RNA, 279 nt
Organism: Protomyces lactucae-debilis
Lineage: Eukaryota; Fungi; Ascomycota; Taphrinomycetes; Taphrinales; Protomycetaceae
Product: 60S ribosomal protein L37
Exons: 2
Coding region: 1-279 (92 amino acids)
Biological process (GO): translation
Cellular component (GO): cytosolic large ribosomal subunit; ribosome
Molecular function (GO): RNA binding; structural constituent of ribosome
Source: RefSeq, a predicted model, not a curated record